CAGUCAAUGCGUUUGACUCAAAAAAGUAAGCCUGUGCGUGAUAAUAUGACAUAACUAUCCAAAUGAUGAAGACGAAGACCAAAAACACCCACCUCUUCUACCUCCACCACAAUCAUCAUCAUCAUCAUCAUUCUGCUUGAAAUCAACUCCAAUUUUUUUUUUCUACCCUUUUUGCUCUGCAUGCAUGGGUUGCUUCUCAUUCUCAUUCUUCUUCUUUAUAUGUUGCGUUUUCCUUCCAAGUCUUACUUUCUCAGCCUCCAUUUCCACGCACUCAAUCAGCCCCGAUUUCACAGCCUCAUACUUCCAAUUCAAAGACACCAGAGGCGCUUUCUUACGCUCUCAAGAUGGUACUUUCAAAGCCACAAUUGAUGCCGCCAGACCCCCCUCCACAAAAUAUUACUUCUCUGUCGUACACAGUGCCACCAACAUCAUAAUCUGGUCAGCCAACCGCAACACGCCCAUGUCAAGCUCCGACAAGUUGUCACUGACUGUCAACGGCCUCAUGGUCACAAACCAAACUGGUCAGCCACUCUGGUCAACCCCGCAAUUCAAUUCUGAUAUUUCUGCUAUGCAGCUUUCAGAGACAGGAAAUCUCGUUUUAGUUGAUGCAGGAAACAAUACGUUGUGGGAGAGUUUUGCUCAUCCGACGGACACUAUUGUCAUGGGACAGAGAAUUCCUACUGGAAAAUCAUUGCAAAGCGCUGUGACAGCCGACGAGGACAUGUCGGUGGGUGAUUAUCGACUUGAAGUUACUGACAGUGAUGUGGUGCUGCAAUGGAAUAAGAUGAAUUAUUGGAGUUUGUCCAUGGAUCAAAAGGCUGUCAGGAACUCUAAAAAGGCCGUAUCGUUGAUGGUGAUGAAUGGCACAGGUUUGUAUUUGCUAGCAAGUGAUAAUUCCACGGUUGUUCAAGUAGCUUUGAGUGGGUCAUCAAGGUUUAAGAGUGGUAAGUUGGGUCCCGAUGGCAGAUUUAGUAUCGUCAGACCACCUCAGACUCAGAGCGAUAAAUGGGAGUUAGAAUUUGCAGGACCAUUUGAGGAUUGUGAUCUUCCUCUCAAUUGCAAAGAAUUUGGAUUGUGCAGAAGAAAGCCUCUGGGUGGAAUUUGUUCUUGUUUACCAGAAUUCAGUCAUCAAAACAAUGGUGAUAAUUGCAUGCCACUGAAUCGUUCGCUUUCUCUGCCUUCAGCUUGUACUGCAGCUAGAAAUGGCAGUCAAUUGAAUUCCUCUAUUUCCUAUCUAAAAUUCGGCCCUGGUAUGGACUAUUUUGCCAAUAAUUUCAAGGAGCCCGUGAAAAAUAAUGUAACGUUGUCGGUUUGCCAAAAUUUAUGCUCUGAAAAUUGUUCUUGUUUGGGCUUUUUCCAUGAAUUUUCUUCUGGUUCUUGUUAUCUUCUUGCAAACCAUUUAGGUUCUUUCAUUUCGGCAGACAACAAUAAGGACCGUUUCGGUUAUAUCAAAGUUUUGGUUGGUUCUUCUAACAUAAAUCAGAAACAAAACUUACCAGUCGCUGCUUUGGUACUAUUACCUUUAACAGGAUUCUUAAUACUAGUAGUGUUUGUAAUCAUUGCAAUCCUUUGGUUAAGGAAAAAGCGGCAUUCUAAAACCAGAACUGUAAAACUAGGCCGGAGUAACUCGUCCUCGUCUGCAGAGCUAGAGAUGAUCUCUAUCCCAGGCUUACCGAGAAGGUUUGCUUACGAAGAGCUUGCAGCUGCUACUGAGAACUUCAAGACUCAGAUUGGUAGCGGUGGAUUUGGUACUGUAUACAGGGGUACUCUGUCAGACAAAACUGUUGUGGCGGUCAAGAAGAUUACUAGUUUGGGAAUCCAAGGGAAAAAAGAAUUUUGUACUGAGGUUUCAAUAAUUGGGAACAUCCACCAUAUCAAUUUGGUUAGAUUGAAAGGUUUUUGCGCACAAGGGAGGCAGCGCUUUCUUGUUCUCGAGUAUAUGAACAGAGGUUCGUUGGGCAGUACACUCUUCGGUAAUGGUCCUGUUCUAGAAUGGCAAGAGAGAUUGGAAAUAGCCAUUGGAACAGCAAGGGGGCUUGCUUACUUGCAUGGUGGAUGUGAGCACAGAAUCAUCCACUGCGAUGUGAAGCCAGAAAACAUUCUCUUGAACGACAAUUUACAAGUGAAAAUCUCAGAUUUUGGGCUGUCGAAGCUGCUAAAUCCUGAACAAUCUUUUCUAUUUACAACAAUGAGAGGAACUCGAGGCUAUCUUGCGCCUGAGUGGAUAAUGAGUUCCACAAUUUCCGACAAGGCUGAUGUAUAUAGUUAUGGGUUGGUUUUACUAGAGAUUGUGAGGGGAAGAAAAAAUUGCUCAAUACAAACAUGGAGCCACAGCACAAAAACUAGUAGCAGUGAAGGAAAUGCCUCAUCCUCAUCCCCUUCUGUUUCGGAACACAGACUAAUAUAUUUCCCUCUAUUUGCGCUAGAAAUGCAUCAGCAGAGAAGGUACUUGGAACUGGCAGACCCAAGGUUAGAGGGACGAGUGACAAGUGAAGAGGUUGAGAAGCUAGUGCGGAUUGCCUUGUGUUGUGUGCAUGAAGAUCCAGCGCUGCGGCCUUCUAUGGCUCACGUUGUUGGCAUGUUGGAAGGUGGUUUGUCUUUGGGUGAGCCGAGGUCCGAGUCACUAAAUUUCUUGCGGUUCUAUGGCCAGAGAUUCAUCGAGGAGUCAAGAAUGGAAGGGUUCAAUGAGCUGAAGGACUUGGGGUUGUAUCCAGAUAUAAAUGCUACUUCUAAUAGUGCUGCAGGUGUUUCAUAUAACCCAAUGUCUUACAUCUCUUCACAACAGCUUUCUGGCCCCAGGUAGUGCUCAAAGUUUCUGUACUAGUUAUUAGGAAAUAUUGGCUGAAUAUGGAUGUGCAUGUGUUGAGAGUUUUGGCUGCAGGUUUCUGAACCUGCAGACUCUCUAUGCUUGAAUUGUAUCUACCAAUAUUGCCUGCAAUUUCCGUUGCCCAGUUGUAGAUAUGCGGGUUUUGGUUCUCUUGGCUUAGAUAGUAAAAUUAUUGUUAAAUAGCGUGGUAGAAGAUUCCACCUUUGUGACUCUUCAUGGUUGAUCUUUUUUGAUUUUGAUAUGAAAAAUUGGUAUUAUCAUUAAUA
Messenger RNA from Quercus lobata, 3093 nucleotides. Its product is annotated as G-type lectin S-receptor-like serine/threonine-protein kinase At5g35370. The transcript has a single exon. Lineage: Eukaryota; Viridiplantae; Streptophyta; Magnoliopsida; Fagales; Fagaceae. Gene Ontology annotation, molecular function: ATP binding; protein serine/threonine kinase activity. The record is from RefSeq and is a predicted model, not a curated record. Gene Ontology annotation, biological process: recognition of pollen; protein phosphorylation. Bases 185 to 2803 code for a protein of 872 amino acids.